UUUCGUCUGUCUCUCGUUGUGGUUGUCGGUUCGUUUUCAGUUUUUUUGUUUUCGUUUUGUAUUUUUGUUUUAAAUAUAUAUAUAUAUAAAUAUAUACAUAUAUUCAAACAAAUAUAUAAUUAGUAUAUUUAAUUAAUUUAUAAUAUAGUAUAUAUCAGUCCUAUUUUUAAUUUAAUUUGAAAAAAAUUAUUGUAGUCUUAUUCAUUUUACCUUAAAAUUUAUAAGCCUAUCGAGAUCUCUAACAAUAUUUUGUGUUUACUGUUUACUGUUAUAGUUCCUUACUGACCGCAACCAAUCGUGCCAACUCCUAGACGUAUACAACAAAAGCCAAAAAUGUUUUCAAACAUAUCGAGUUGGUUUUACGGAAGUGCUCCAGCUGAAAAAACUGCCGAAGUAUCUGAGCCAUGCCCAGAUGCUUUAAUUGAAAUUGACGAAAAUUUUGAACCAAUCGAAGUGGACGAAUCUGAUGAUUGGGUUAUUCUAGGUAAAGGUGAUUCCGAAGUGGAUGUUAAAAAGACUGAUGAUGAAGGGAUGACUGUUGAACGACACAGCCGAUCAUCUUCAUCUUGCCAAAAUGAAGAAGGAUGGUUUGUUACUCCUCCUCCAUGUUUUACUUCGGUUGGACCAUCAGACAUGGAGACUACUCCCUUGGAAAAUCUUCUAAUUGAGCAUCCUAGUAUGUCUGUUUACCAUAGUCCAACUGUAAGUUCAGUGUUACCAGAAAAAAGAACUCUUGCAUCGAUUUCUAGCAAUAAUGAGUCAUUUGAUGAUGACACACCAAUUGUUUUUGAAUCAGUGAAAAGCAGAAAUCGUUUACCAAGACAACAUAAAAAGAAGACCUUGAAGAAGUCUGUUCCCUUAGAUGAAUUUAAAGUUUCCCCAGAAAUAAUUUUGGGAAAUGUUCCAACAGUAAAUGCACCUAUCAUUGUUGAAGCUAAAAAACUAAAUCGUUCAAAUUUAGAAAUGUUCCCUGUAUUAAGUGCUGUAUCUAAACCUAAGGUAUCUUCUCAGAAAGUGGUUCGCAGUUACAAAGAAGUAGCUGCUUCAUUGAAACGCAGACAACCUAAAAACGAAAUUUCUCAAACUAAUAAACAUGUAAAAGUUGAAACUGAAAUCACAACUAUAAAUAAACCAAAAGUAUUGACAUCUACUACAGAAAUUGAGACACCUGUACAAGUUAUAACAACUCCUAAAAUAGUAUUAAAGAAAAGCCGUAAACCCCCAAGUUCAUUGCCUCAUUUAGUUAAAAAUGAGGCAAAGAAAAUUCCAAAAGAAAUUGUUCCUAAAAUGCGCGCUCAAGAGCGUUUAGUUAGAUUAAGUUCCUUCAGUGUCAUUCAAUCAACAGAUUUGCCAAAUAAUGAAAAAUCAUCAAAGAAAAAUGUUGCUAAAUUUGUUAAUGGAGAACAAUAUGCCAUUAACGAUGAAAAUAUAAAAUCUACUGUAGUAGUACCUAAACCUGUUGUUAUUGGUUGUGAAGAAAAGAAAAAAAGGAAAGUACAAAGAAAAAAUAUUAUUAAACCAACUAAAAAUGAAAAGGUUGAAGAAUCUACAACCAAUCUGGCAAUUACCUGCAAUCCUCAAACAGUAGUAGAACGACCUAAGUGUGAAAUUACAGAAAAAAGGGAUCAAAAAUCUCCAGUGAAGAAAGAAAAUAUCAUAAUACCAUUAACAACAUCUAUAGCAUUGAACUCUCUAGUCUCACGUCCCGAAGAAAAUGCUUAUAAACAUGAGUUACUUAAAAGAGAGCUAGCAAUGAUUGCUGGCACAACUAAAGCUCAAAAAUUACAAGCUCAUAGAGAGACACGGAUUUUAUGUCGCAAUCAACUGGCACACAUCAAUCGUGUGAAUUUAAUGCUAAGUGCCAGUAAUAAAAGACUGAGGAGGGCCGAUAAGAAUAUGCGACCAUCGGGUGCUAACAACAAUCGCAAAUGCUGUUAAUUUUAUUAACAUAUAAACAGCUAUGUCUUUGUCUUAAUAACAUACUGGCUACAAAAAUAUUCAGUUAAAGAUAGUCUCUAUUAUUUAAAUAAAUAUUUAUGUUUAAUCAUAGGGUCAGUGGGAUUAAAAAAAUAUAUAAAAUAAUUUUAACAAAAUUAAAAAAAGUUAAAAAUUGAAAAAGAAAAAAAAAGUGUGAUUGUUUAAAUAUAUUUUAAUUAAUAUAAUCCAUUUAUUUUUAAUAAUACUGACACUUAUAUUAUUUCUUAAAUUACAAUCAGUCAUAAUAAUAUUUAAAACAUCUAGUUCAUUUUUCUUCUAAUUAUUUUGUUGCUAUUGCCUGUUUAUAAAACUGCUAUACAUAAGCACUGAUAAUUACUAAUUACUAAUUUGUUCUUGGAACAAAGUAGUAUUGAAUAUGAAGAAGUAAUUUUGAGUAUCAUCAACUAUUAACUUAUACAGACAUGUAUAAAGUAAAAUAUUCUAAUAUUAUUAGUUACCACUCAGUAAAUGAACUGUAAUAUUUGACCAGUAUCAUGUAUAUCCUCCAUACAUAAAAAUAAAAGAUUGUUUUUGUUAUUAAAUUGUACCUGAUAUAAAUAAAUAUCUUUUAAGCAGAAAUGGUUGAAAAUGUGUUUUUGUGUGCAUUUAUUUUGUAGACAAUUUAACACUUAAACAAGUUCUUUUAAACAUUAUUUACUACAAAAUUAAUAAAUGUAGAUAUAUUCUAAAAAUGUAAGUAACCAUGACUCGCUAUAUCAACUAUUCUGGUCGAUAUGGUGGCUAAACAUUCAAUCAUUGUGUAAAUAAUAAAUUUUAAUUUAUUUUAUUUUUGAUUUACUAUUAAUGUAUUUUAAAAAAUAA
This is a messenger RNA of Daktulosphaira vitifoliae (grape phylloxera), 2799 nucleotides long. RefSeq lists its product as uncharacterized. The record is from RefSeq and is a predicted model, not a curated record. Gene Ontology annotation, cellular component: autophagosome; nucleus. Bases 334 to 1938 code for a protein of 534 amino acids. Gene Ontology annotation, biological process: positive regulation of DNA-templated transcription; autophagosome assembly. NCBI's taxonomy places the organism in Eukaryota, Metazoa, Arthropoda, Insecta, Hemiptera, Phylloxeridae. The transcript has 5 exons.